Molecule: messenger RNA, 793 nt
Organism: Rhagoletis pomonella (apple maggot)
Lineage: Eukaryota; Metazoa; Arthropoda; Insecta; Diptera; Tephritidae
Product: juvenile hormone epoxide hydrolase 1-like
Biological process (GO): epoxide metabolic process
Molecular function (GO): epoxide hydrolase activity
Source: RefSeq, a predicted model, not a curated record
UUGACACAAGCCAAUUAGUGUGUGGACGACUAGCGUUGUAAGCAGUCGUUGAUAUUUAAGUUCUUAACCGUGAUAUCCACAAAGUGUUAAUCACGCACUUCCACUCAGCUAAGCACCACCAGUGAUUGAUAAAAAAAAAAAAAAACAAUUCAAAUAAUUUCGGCAAGCAGAAGUCAACCGAUUACAACUGCUGAAGAUGAAGGCCAUUUUAAUUAGUAUUACCGUAUUGGCUUGCAUAACCGCAUGGCUUUACCACGGUAUCAACAAUUUAGUGAAACCACUACCUAAACCGGAAUUCGAUACAAAUGUUUACUGGGGACCUGGCUCGGGGCUAGACUACAAGGCGCCGGAAGAUAUUGUGCCUUUUAAAAUCAAAUACGAUCAAACGAUCAUUGACGAUUUACGCGCACAACUCAACCGCACCUGGAAGUAUGCAGCACCAUUGGAUGGCAUUAAAUUCCAAUAUGGUUUCAAUACGGAAGCGCUCAAACAUAUUGUCAUCUACUGGCGUGAAUUCUAUUUGCCCAAGUGGAGUCAACGCCAGGCCUAUUUGAACUCGCUGCCACACUUCAAAACCGAGAUUCAGGGGCUCAAAAUACACUACAUACACGCCAAACCUUCAGAGGCAGCGCGCAAGCAGAAGAAGGUAGUGCCAUUGUUAUUGCUGCAUGGCUGGCCCGCCUCGGUGCGCGAAUUAUACGACUUUAUAAAUCUUUUGGUUGAAGUUUCCGACAUACACGACCAUGUUUAUGAAGUGAUAGCGCCUUCUCUGGUUGGCUAUGGUUGGUCAGAU